AUGGACGCAGUGGUGGCGCGAUCAGCGCUCCUGCUCGUUCCGCUGCUGCUGGUCUCGGGCGUGGGCGGGCUGGCGGCCGGCCGCAGGCCCAACGUCGUCGUCGUGGGCCGCCCGAACGUCGGCAAGUCGACGCUGGCCAACCGGAUCACGCAGCAGUACGCGGACGGCGCCAUCGUGCACGAUGAGGCUGGCGUGACGCGCGAUCGCACCUACGCGGACGGCUGGUGGGCCGCGCACGAGUUCACCGUCGUCGACACGGGCGGCCUCGUCUUUGAUGACGACGCGGAGCACGUCUUCAUGCCGCAGAUCCGGCAGCAGGCGAUCGUGGCGCUUCGCGACGCGGCGGUGGCGCUGCUCGUGGUGGACGGGCAGGCGGGCUGCACGCCCCUCGACACCGACAUCGCCGACUUCAUGCGGCGGCAGCGCGUCAAGUGCGUCCUCGCCGUCAACAAGUGCGAGAGCGAAAAGACGGGAGAGCUGCAGGCGGCCGACUUUUGGCAGCUGGGGAUGGGGACCCCGCACCCGGUCUCCGGCAUACACGGCACGGGGAUGGGGGAGCUGAUGGACGCGCUGACGGCGCCGCUGCCUCGGACGGCGCGCAAGCCAAACGUGGGCAAGUCCUCGCUGCUCAACCGGCUCACGCGCUCGGAGCGCGCCAUCGUCUCUGACAUCGCAGGCACGACGCGCGACGAUGUCAAGGUGGAUGGAAAGAGGUACCUCUUUCUCGACACCGCCGGCGUGCGGCGUGCGGCCCGCGUCGGCGGCGGUCGCGAUGCCGCCCUCGAGACGCUGAUGGUCCGGCGGGCGCUCAAGGCGGUCAAGCGCAGCGACGUGUGCCUGCUCGUCCUCGACGCGACCGACGGCGAGAGCCGCCUCGCCGAGUACGCCGCCGAGGCGGGCCGCGCCGUCGUGGUUGCCGUCAACAAGUGGGACGCCGUCUCCGCCAAGGACGACAAGAAGUACCGCGAGGCCAAGCGGCUGAUGGCGUCGGGGCUGCCCGCCCUCGCGACGGGCGGCACGCCGUGGGCCGACUUCCUCUUUGUCUCGGCCAAGACGGGCCUCAAGGCGUCCUCGCUCUUUGGCGCGCUCGACCGCGCCUCGGCGACGCACCGCCGCAGGAUCAAGACGGCGGUGCUCAACGAGGUGCUCGAGGAUGCCGUGCGGUGGCAGAGGCCUCCCUCCACCUCCACCGGCCGCCAGGGCGCGGUCUACUAUUGCGCGCAGGUCUCGGUGCGGCCCCCGACGGUGGUCAUCUUUGUCAACGACCCCGACCUCUUCUCGCAGAGCUACCGCCGCUACCUCGAGUCCGCGCUGCGCAAGGCGCUCGGCUUCCAGGGCACGCCCCUCCGGAUGCUCUUUCGGGCGCGCCGCGCGCGUGAGCCGGGCGCCGGGCGGGACUGA
Molecule: messenger RNA, 1401 nt
Organism: Emiliania huxleyi CCMP1516
Lineage: Eukaryota; Haptophyta; Isochrysidales; Noelaerhabdaceae
Exons: 5
Coding region: 1-1401 (466 amino acids)
Biological process (GO): ribosomal large subunit assembly
Molecular function (GO): ribosome binding; GTP binding
Source: RefSeq, a predicted model, not a curated record